Molecule: messenger RNA, 564 nt
Organism: Daldinia caldariorum
Lineage: Eukaryota; Fungi; Ascomycota; Sordariomycetes; Xylariales; Hypoxylaceae
Product: ubiquitin-conjugating enzyme E2
Exons: 2
Coding region: 1-564 (187 amino acids)
Cellular component (GO): endoplasmic reticulum; cytosol
Source: RefSeq, a predicted model, not a curated record
AUGUCAACGCCCACGCCCAGCACUGCGGCCGGGUCGUCGGCGCAGACCUCCGGAGCUGCCCGGCUCUUACAGCGCCAACUCAAGGAGAUGCAUACGUCAUCCGACCUAUCAGGUAUUUCAGUAGGGCUGGCUAAGGAAAGCAACGUCUUCGAAUGGGAGGUUAUUCUAAUGAUCAAUGACGAUUGCAAGUACUAUGGUGGUGCCUAUUUCCGCGCCAUUAUGACCUUCCCGCCCGAGUAUCCUCACCUACCUCCCAAAAUCGUCUUUCAGAACCCGGUCCCGUUCCACCCCAACAUCUACCCUAACGGCGAACUCUGCAUAUCGAUCUUGCACCCGCCGGAGGAAGACAAGUACGGCUAUGAGAGUGCUUCCGAGCGCUGGAGUCCCGUCCAGACCCCCGAGACGAUACUGCUGAGCGUGCUGAGCCUGUUUAAUGAACCCAAUGACGAGAGCCCUGCUAAUCUAGACGCUGCUAAACUGUUGCGAGCCGAGCGAGAAGGUGGCCCCAAGGAGUUCAGGAAGCGGGUGAGGAAGUGCGUUAGGGAGAGCUUGGGUGAGGAUUAG